AUGGAACAAAUAGAGGCAAUUUGUGGAUUGGAAUGGAACAACUCGAUGAGUGGAAUUUGUUCUGAUGAGGCUGAGUUCAUGGCCCAAUUGCUCGAUAAUUCUUCUAACUUUCCGAAAUUUUGGCCAGAUCAUCAUGCAUUGAAUUAUGAUGGCAUUUAUCUUGAAAGAUCAAUGUGCGAGACAAAUGCAAGUGUGUUUUUACCAUUUUCGUCGAGUCCACACGAAGGCUACUAUUAUGAUGAUGUGUCUCAUCAACAUUUUGUCAACGGCGAUAGUUUUAUGAGUAGUGAGAGUAUGGAGUCGAAUGAGAAUGUUCCGGAAGGUUCUCCCGGGAAUAAUUUGCCAGAAAUGUCCAAGAAAAGAUCCCGACCCUCUAGAGAAGUGGAGAGGAACAAAAGAAGCAUGAAACUCAAGAAGUGUGUUAAUGUUGAUUAUGAUGAUAAUGACAUUGAUAAUGAUAAUCACAACAAUGUGAAGAUUCAGCGGCAGAGCUCGAGUAGCUGCUGCUCGGAAGAUGAUUCGAAUGCCUCCCGAAAAGUCAACGAAUUUUCGAUUGGGUCAAAGGGAAAAACACGUGCCGGUAGGGGCUCUGCAACUGAUCCCCAGAGCCUCUAUGCAAGGAAAAGGAGAGAGAGAAUAAACGAGAGGCUGAGAAUCUUGCAGAAACUUGUCCCGAACGGAACUAAGGUUGACAUCAGCACAAUGCUUGAAGAGGCUGUACAGUAUGUCAAGUUUUUGCAAGUUCAGAUUAAGCUGUUGAGCAGUGAUGACACGUGGAUGUAUGCUCCAAUUGCCUACAAUGGAAUGGACAUAGGGCUUGAUUUAAAAAUCUCCACUCCAAAGCCACAAUCCUCAUGA
This is a messenger RNA of Striga asiatica, 858 nucleotides long. The record is from the annotation of a GenBank genome assembly. NCBI's taxonomy places the organism in Eukaryota, Viridiplantae, Streptophyta, Magnoliopsida, Lamiales, Orobanchaceae.